Stegostoma tigrinum is the source of this 2220-nucleotide messenger RNA. RefSeq names its product nei-like DNA glycosylase 3 (gene neil3). NCBI's taxonomy places the organism in Eukaryota, Metazoa, Chordata, Chondrichthyes, Orectolobiformes, Stegostomatidae. Bases 79 to 1860 code for a protein of 593 amino acids. Gene Ontology annotation, biological process: base-excision repair. Gene Ontology annotation, molecular function: DNA-(apurinic or apyrimidinic site) endonuclease activity; zinc ion binding; damaged DNA binding. The transcript has 10 exons. The record is from RefSeq and is a predicted model, not a curated record. Gene Ontology annotation, cellular component: nucleus.
GCAUGCUCUGUGACGACUCUCCCGGUUUGACUGCUUUGGCGGGAUCCCGGUUUUCUUCGUUCCCUGAUUCCGUUGGUCAUGGUGGAAGGGCCUGGAUGUACACUAAAUGGAGAGAAGAUCAGGAGCCGAGUGAAGAAAGGGCAGCGAGUUGUGGAGCUAACGGGGAAUGUGACCACUGAAUUAAAUGGACCAAUUUCUUGUCGGGAUGGAAUCCUCCUGCUCAAAGGAAAGGUUUACACUGGUGUGAAAACAUUGGGCAAGGAACUGUUCAUUUUUUUUGGCUCAACCACGCUCAGGAUACAUUUUGGUAUGCAUGGUUCAGUGUGCAUCAAUCCAUCUGAGAGAAGGCACAAGGAUGGCACUGCAGCAGUUUUUGAAAUCCAGCUAACUAAUGAUUUGAUUUCCUUCUUUGACUCCACAGUGGAUGUCAGGAGCACAUCUGAUUGUGAACAGAAAGUAAAAUUGUUAGAAGAACUGGAUGUUUGUUCAGCUAGAUUCAGUUAUUCCCGAGCUGAGAAUGAAUUGAAGCAACAUGGUGCCCGCAUGAUCUGUGAUGUGCUGUUGGACCAGACUGUGUUUCCUGGAGUGGGAAAUAUUAUUAAAAAUGAAGCCAUGUUUGAUAGCAGCUUACAUCCUGCUGUGAAGAUUUGGCGCUUAUCAGCUGAACAAAUACACCACCUUGUAAAAGUGACACGUGACUUCACAAUUCUGUUCUAUAAGUGUCGUAAGAUGGGAUCAGCUUUGUAUAAGCAUUAUAAAGUAUACAAGCGUUCCUCAUGUGGACAGUGCAAUGGUAAAAUCACUGUCUGCCGUCUUGGGGAGAACAAACGAAUGACAUAUUUCUGCUCUUGCUGUCAGAAGGAAGAUCCCUGCCAGAUUAACAUUAGUAAUUUGCCUAAACGGAAUAGCCUGAUUGGAUGGGCACAUGCCUUUGGAGAUCAUUCUACUGACACCGUUGCCAAAAAAGACGAGGAAGAAUGGACCUGCUCACUUUGUACUUUAAUCAAUGCACCAUCAGCUAAAUCAUGUAAUGCCUGCCUGACACUAAGGCCUAUGAAUGAACCUUCAUUUCCGAUGUCUGACUUCAACAAUGAUCUCGUAAAAUACCCAUGCAAUAGUUUUGAGAAGCCAAAGAUUGAGUGGAAACUAAAUCGAAAGGCAGUAUUUGGUACAACGACAUUAGUUUUCACAUCACUAAGGAGCCCUGGAGUAAGCCCUGGAUCCACAGCCUCAGUUGGUGAUGAAAUGAAAAGGAAGACACCGUUAUCACACGGAAACACUUCACGCCAAGCUUUUCCUUUGGUUAAGAGUAGUUCUGCAAAUAUGAUGAGCUCCAGUCUGAAAAUGAAUGGCCCCUUUAAUAACUAUGCAAACCAAAUGGCCAAUGAUUCAAUAGCUUCGAGUUGUACAAACCAAAAUUUAUUUCAUCAACCUCCCAAAAGAAUUAAAACGGACCAUAGUUUAUCUUUUGAUUCCCAGAGAAGUGAUAAAAUUUCUGCUUUCAGGAGUGCUGUUAAUAUGAAUGAUGAUACUGCUGCUAUAAAUCCUGAAACCCCAUGUUGCAAAAAGCAUAGUCGUCCCUGCACAUUAAGACUGGUCAAGAAAGAAGGAGACAACAAAGGGAGGCAGUUCUACGUGUGCUCCCUUCCUCAAGAAUCCCAAUGUGACUACUUUCAAUGGGCUGACUUACAUUUUCCAUUCUGCAAUCAUGGAAAGCGAUGUAUUAUGAGAAGAGUGCUGAAACUUGGCCCCAAUAACGGACGUAACUUUUAUGUGUGUUCACAAGGAAUAGGAAAGCAGUGCAAUUUCUUUCAAUGGGCAGAGAAUGGAUCAAGCAUCAACAUUAUUCCAGGCAGCUGAAACUCCACCAGUACCACCGAGGCAAGCGUGUAUGGAAUAGCUUUACUGAUCCAAGCACAAGAAAAUGAAGAAAUCUCUGACUUACAUUUUUAUAACAUUUAAAAUUGUAUAACCGUUUCUGAUAUCUUUAUUUUGAAUCAAGAUUACAUUUAUUCCUCCCAUCAUUCCUAACUUUGUCAGCCCUGAGCAUGUCGUGAAUUUCUUGAAAUUUGGUAUUUUUUUAAGUAAUGUCUUUUUUUCUUUAUUUUAUCUCUGUAUCAUUCUGUAAUUUGUUUCAGUAGAUGAGAUCCUCUUUGUCACCUGGCUUGUUCUACAUAUCUUCGUAAUAAGGAUUAAUAAAUUGAAGAAUUCUGUUUUUAA